AUAUAAAUAAUCGGCAUAAGUUGAUUUUUUUUCAGAUUUCAGUCCCUUCUAUCCUAGCAAUUGAAACCUUUUUUCAACACAUACAUCUUUUUUUUUUGGAUAAUCGUAGUGUUUGGGCCAAUUUGCGCACGCCUCGACUAAUUCCACGAGAUACCUGACACAUACAUCUAUUUGUUUACCUGUUGCAUUGCCAAAAUGAUCAACUAAAAAGAUUAAGAGAGUAGGUUCAACAAAACUAAUGUCUUAACUUUUUUUUUUUAAAAAUUAUUUUGUAUUUUGCAACUAAACACUUCACCAAAACCAUUUCAUCAGCUCCACUUAAUGGGAAAUAAACCAAACUAUUUAUACCCAAUUUGCCUAAACUCUUUUCUCAUCAACAAAGCAUCUGCUUAGUUAUUAAUUUGCUUAUUUUCUUCAAUCAUCGUAGCAACAAGCAAAAAAUGGUCAAAUUUUCCCAACUCUGCUCUAAAACAUUCAAAGCCACCUUUUGCAUUUUGCUACUAGUCCUCUCAUUUGGGUAUGCUAGUUCAGCAAGAAUCCUUAACGAAGUGAGUCCAGAUGAACCCGUGGCUCCUGUGGUGGCCCCGGUAUCCACAUUGCCAAGUGGCCACUUCCCGGCCACAGGAGCCACUCCUGAUUCGGACGUGGCACCUAUAGAUGAUGAUUCUUCUGGUCCUACAACCACUGUGACUCCUUCGGCUGAUACUCCAGCCGAACUUGAGCCUGCCCCUGUUGUUCCAGUGGCUCCUUCAGCUGAUUUGCCAGCCGAACCUGAGCCUGAUGCAACCCCUGCUGCUCCAGUGUCUAUUGACACUGAAGCAGCAACACCUGCUGCCAAUGUGGCACCAGGAGCUACUGCGCCAGGUGCCACAGUGGCAACAAACACUGGAGCAACAACACCUGUUACCAAUGUGGCACCAGGAGUUGCUCCUAGUGGCACAUUUGCAAACCCUAUUCAAGACCACUCCAAAUUCUCAUUCUUCAUGCACGACAUCCUAGGUGGCACACACCCUUCCGGUAGAGUAGUCACCGGCAUUGUAGCCACCACUGACGUCAACAACUUACCUUUCACCAAGGCCAACAACCGCGUCUUCCCUAUAGACGGUGGUGUCCCCCUCAACAACAUCAACAACAUCGUCAACAACAACAACUACCCUUUCCUAGCAGGCCUAAAUGGACAACAACAAACCAACACCAUCCUCCAAAACACAGGCAACAACAACAUUGUCAGCAACCAGGACAACCAACCUUUCGUCACAGCAGGACAACUUCCUAAUGGCCUUACCCUUCAACAACUCAUGUUCGGUUCCAUUACUGUCGUGGACAAUGAAAUAACACAAGGACAUGAACUAGGUUCAUCAAUUCUUGGUAGAGCACAAGGAUUUUACCUGACAAGCUCGUCCGAUGGGACGAGCCAUACAUUAGCUUUAACAACUUUGUUUCAUGGAGCACAUGAACAUGAGGUUGAUGACACAAUAAGUUUCUUUGGAAUUCAUAGAACCGCGACGCCAAUAUCACACAUUGCCAUCAUUGGAGGUACUGGAAAAUAUGAAAAUGCUAAGGGGUACGCUACAAUUGAAACUAUGCCUCAUGUUGAUCAACAUACAACUGAUGGUGUUGAAACAAUUACACACUUCACUGUAUACAUUACCCCUUAAAAAACUGUCUUUCCUAUAAAAGGGACUUAAUUUUUCACCAAGUUUGGUUUUAUAUUUUUGUGAUUCUUCAUAUUAUGACUUCAGUUGAUGUACUUUUUCUUGUAAUGGCAUAG
Molecule: messenger RNA, 1771 nt
Organism: Capsicum annuum
Lineage: Eukaryota; Viridiplantae; Streptophyta; Magnoliopsida; Solanales; Solanaceae
Product: dirigent protein 24-like
Exons: 1
Coding region: 441-1658 (405 amino acids)
Source: RefSeq, a predicted model, not a curated record